Trichobilharzia szidati is the source of this 424-nucleotide messenger RNA. The record is from the annotation of a GenBank genome assembly. Lineage: Eukaryota; Metazoa; Platyhelminthes; Trematoda; Strigeidida; Schistosomatidae.
AUGGUAAGUGAAACAAUCUCGGAGAAAAAUGGCACCAUAAUUAGCUCCCAGGAUAGACGACUGGAACGCUGGAAAGAGCACUAUGAGAACCAGUUUAAUUGGCCUACAGCCACACUUAACCUGCCGAACAUCCAACACCUCCCUGAAUGGGAUAUAGACACAGGUCCUCCUUCCUUAACUGAGGUUACUAAAGCUGUCACUAAUCUGAAGCAAGGCAAAGCAGCGGGACCUGAUGGACUGACUCCAGAGGUAUUUAAGUACGGUAAAGACAGUUUACUGUCUGCGUUAACUGAGGUUCUAGGCAGCGUCUGGGAAUCAGAGGAAGUCCCAUCGGGUUGGUGUAAGUCACUGAUCAUCCCGAUAUACAAGAAGGGAGACAAGUCUUCCUGUGAUAAUCACAGAAGGAUUAGCUUGACUAAUAUAG